UUGUGACCAGUUCCUGACAUCAACGGAGUGAUAACGUGGUUGAUCUCCGCCACCUGGCUCUGGGUCAACUAUCAAACAUCUUCCGUCUUAUCAAAUAAUUCUUCUACUCUAGAAUGAUUUGCUGAGGGAGACAUUAAACCAAUUAUUUAUUUAUUCUGAAGCAAAUUAUAGGUAAGGAAAGAGAUAAGAGAGAGUUAUAGAGAGAUAAGAGAGUUAUAGACUGUCCGAGAGAGGAGUUGAAGAUACAGAUUUCUACAGACAGAAGAGAAAUUCUUCUGCAGAUAUAAAGAAAGGAGGCUGAAAGAGAAAUUUCUGUGGAACAGAAGUUACAGAACAGAGAUUUCUGCAUAUAUAUAUAUAUAUAUAUUAUAUGUAGAGAGAGAGAGGAUAAUAAGAGAUUUUGAGAGGAAGAAAAACAGCUAUCAGCAGCGAGAGAGAGAUUUUCGUCAACAUAUAAAAACCAAACCUAGGGUUUCGAAAUUCUGGUUUGUUUACGGCUUUGAUUCUGCGACUGAAAUGACAACGCCAUUAUCUGGGCGAGAUGGAGGAGGAGGAGGCGUAGCUGUAUUGUCUAGCGCUUUAAAUCCCGUCGAUUCAUCAUCAUCUAAAGCAUGUUUCGAUGGUUCUGAGCAAAAAUCUCCAAUCCUUUUCUUUCUGUUUUUCCACAAAGCUAUACGUUCAGAGCUAGAUACGCUUCACCGAUCUGCCAUGGCGUUUGUGAUUGGCCAAAGAGUCGACAUACAGCCAUUGUUUGACCGGUAUCACUUUCUUAGAUCAAUUUACAAGCAUCACUCCAACGCCGAGGAUGAGGUUAUCUUUCCAACUCUUGAUAUACGUGUGAAGAAUGUGGCACAAACGUACUCAUUAGAGCACAUGGGUGAAAGUGAUCUUUUUGAUCAUCUAUUUGAGCUGCUAAAUUCUAACAUGCAUAAUGAUGAAAGCUUCCUGAGAGAGUUAGCAUCUUGUACUGGAGCCCUUCAAACAUCAGUUAGUCAGCACAUGUCGAAGGAAGAGGAGCAGGUUUUUCCAUUGCUCAUUGAGAAAUUCUCAUUUGAAGAGCAGGCAUCAUUGGUUUGGCAGUUUUUGUGCAGCAUUCCUGUGAAUAUGAUGGCUAAGUUCCUCCCCUGGCUUGCAUCUUCUAUUUCACCUGCUGAUUAUCAGGAUAUGCUGAAGUGCUUGCUUAAAAUAGUUCCAAAAGAGAAGCUUCUUCAACAGGUUAUUUCCACCUGGAUGAACGAUAGAAACAGUACUAGUUCUGUUAUAAGUUGUGAAGACAGUCCUCAAAUUUGGUGUUCUACAGAUUCUAAUGCUAGUACAUCAACAUAUGAAACAGAAGAAGUAAAUUGUGCAUGUGAGUCUUUGAAGACCGGGAAAAGGAAAUACUUGGGGUUGAGGAGUGAUGUUACUGAUGCCACCGGGUUGCAUCCAAUAAAUGAAAUAUUGCAUUGGCAUAAUGCAAUUAAAAGAGAGUUGAAUGAUAUAGCGAAGGAGGCAAGGAAGAUACAGCUUUCAGGAGAUUUUUUCAAUUUAUCAGCAUUCAAUGUGAGGCUAGAAUUUAUAGCUGACGUUUGCAUCUUUCACAGUAUCGCAGAGGACAAGGUCAUAUUCCCUGCAGUAGAUGGAGAACUCUCUUUUUUCCAGGAGCAUGCUGAAGAAGAAAGUCAAUUUAAUGAGUUCCGGAGUUUGAUUGAAAGCAUUCAAAGUGCAGGUGUGAAUUCUAGUUCAACUGCUGAAUUUUAUGAAAAAUUAUGCUCGCAUGCUGAUCAAAUAAUGGAGACCACACAGAGACACUUCCACAAUGAGGAAGUUCAGGUUCUUCCACUUGCGAGAAAGCAUUUUAGCUUCAAAAGACAGCGGGAACUCUUGUACCAAAGCCUGUGCGUGAUGCCACUGAAAUUGAUUGAACGUGUCUUGCCAUGGCUGGUAGGAUCAUUAACCGAAGACGAAGCCAGAAAUUUCCUUAAUAAUAUGCAUUUGGCAGCUCCAGCAGCAGAUAAUGCUCUGGUAACUCUUUUUUCUGGUUGGGCUUGCAAAGGACGUACACAGGGUGUGUGUUUGUCUUCUGGAGCAAUUGGUGGUUGUCCUGUCAAAAGGUUCACUGAUAUUGAAGAGGACUUUGUUCGACCAUCUUGUCCAUGUGAACUCUCAGUUCAGACAAAAGAUGAUAAAAGGCCAGUCAAACGAAAUCUCUCUAUGCCAUGCCAAAACAGCCAUGUAUCUGAUUCUUCCGUGACCAUAAAUGCCCAGAAAGUAUCUUGUAAAGAUCAGUCUUGUUGUGUCCCAGGUUUGGGUGUAAGCAGUAAUAAAUUGGGAUUGAGUACUCUCUCCUCUGCAAAGUCUCUGCGGUCCUUGUCUUUUAACACUUCUGCUCCUUCUCUCAACUCCAGUCUUUUCAUUUGGGAAACAGAUAAUAGUUCUUCUGAUAUGGGCUGUGCGGCGCGCCCAAUUGAUACUAUAUUCAAAUUUCAUAAAGCAAUAUGCAAGGACUUAGAAUAUUUAGAUGUUGAAUCUGGAAAGUUAAAUGAUCAUGAUGAAACAUCCCUUCAACAGUUCAUUGGUAGAUUUCGUCUGCUGUGGGGUUUAUAUAAAGCUCACAGUAAUGCUGAGGAUGAAAUAGUUUUUCCGGCAUUGGAGUCCAAAGAGGCACUUCAUAAUGUGAGUCACUCAUACACACUGGACCAUAAGCAGGAGGAAAAAUUAUUUGAAGAUAUUUCAUGUGUUCUUUCUGACCUUUCACGCCUUCAUGAAGUUUUGAAGAGGACUCAUAUGACGGACGAUUUAUUUGGAAGUAACAUUGAACUUUUUUCUGAUCAUAGUUGUGAUGGAAUGACAAAGUACAAUGAGCUAGCUACAAAACUUCAAGGGAUGUGCAGAUCAAUAAGAGUUACCCUGGAUCAGCAUAUCUUCAGGGAAGAACGUGAGCUGUGGCCAUUGUUUGGAAAACAUUUUUCUGUAGAGGAGCAGGACAAAAUUGUUGGCCGUAUAAUUGGGACUACAGGUGCUGAAGUGCUCCAAUCAAUGUUACCUUGGGUAACUUCUGCACUUACUCAGGACGAACAGAAUAAAAUGAUGGACACGUGGAAGCAGGCAACCAAGAACACGCUAUUCAAUGAGUGGCUUGACGAAUUCUGGAAAGGGACUCCUGAGUCAUCUUUACAGACGGAACUAUCAAAAAGUAAAAGUUCUGGAAAAGGUGCUGAUUCUCAAGAAAGCUUGGACCAAAGUGAUCAGAUGUUCAAGCCUGGCUGGAAAGACAUUUUCCGUAUGAAUCAGAAUGAACUUGAAUCAGAGGUCAGAAAGCUCUACAGAGAUUCAACUCUCGACCCAAGAAGAAGAGCAUAUCUUAUUCAGAAUCUUAUGACGAGUCGCUGGAUAGCCGCUCAGCAGAAAACUCAAGCAAUAGAAGGGGUGACUUCGAAUGGUGAAGAUAUACCUGGAUGCUCUCCGUCAUUUAGAGACUCAGAAAAGCAAGUGUUUGGGUGUGAACACUACAAAAGAAAUUGUAAACUCCGUGCUUCUUGCUGCGGCAAAUUGUUUACAUGCAGAUUCUGCCAUGACAAAGUGAGCGAUCAUUCAAUGGAUAGGAAAGCAACUUCAGAGAUGAUGUGUAUGCACUGCUUGAAAAUUCAGGCAGUUGGGCCAGUUUGUACAACACCUUCAUGCAAUGGACUCCCAAUGGCAAAAUACUAUUGUAGUAUUUGCAAAUUUUUUGAUGAUGAAAGGACAGUGUAUCAUUGUCCAUUUUGCAACUUAUGCCGUCUUGGAAAGGGUCUUGGAAUUGAUUAUUUCCAUUGUAUGAAAUGCAAUUGUUGCAUGGGGAUGAAGUUAAAGGACCACAAGUGCCUGGAGAAAAGUUUAGAAACAAACUGCCCUAUCUGCUGUGAUUUCUUAUUCACAUCAAGUGAAGUGGUCAGAGGUCUACCUUGUGGCCAUUACAUGCAUUCAGCUUGCUUUCAGGCAUAUGCUUGCACUCACUACAUCUGUCCAAUAUGUAGCAAGUCCAUGGGAGAUAUGUCGGUCUACUUUGGCAUGCUUGAUGCUUUGUUGGCUGCUGAGGAGCUCCCAGAAGAGUACAGGGACCGUUGCCAGGAUAUACUUUGCAACGACUGUGAGCGGAAAGGCAUGGCAAACUUUCAUUGGUUAUAUCACAAGUGUGGGCUUUGUGGAUCUUACAAUACCAGAGUGAUCAAGAGGGAGAAUGCGGAUUCCAACUGCCCUACAUCAAACUGAUGAAAAGAUGUACAUAUCCACUUGUACAUACUUGUAUAAAAAUUCAUUCAAGUUUUGCAAGUGUUACAUUCCCAUGAGAUAACCAUACCAUAGCGUUGCUCUUCUCCUUUGCUUGUAUCUAUAAUAAAGUUUGUAAAUGAUUACAGUUGUGAUUUUGACUUCUGAAAUUUUGUUUGAGAACA
Messenger RNA from Cornus florida, 4412 nucleotides. RefSeq names its product zinc finger protein BRUTUS-like. Lineage: Eukaryota; Viridiplantae; Streptophyta; Magnoliopsida; Cornales; Cornaceae. Gene Ontology annotation, molecular function: zinc ion binding; ubiquitin protein ligase activity. Gene Ontology annotation, biological process: ubiquitin-dependent protein catabolic process; protein ubiquitination. Gene Ontology annotation, cellular component: nucleus. The transcript has 14 exons. The record is from RefSeq and is a predicted model, not a curated record. Bases 517 to 4230 code for a protein of 1237 amino acids.